CGCCAAGGAGCUGAAGACCAAGGAGUGGUGUUGGGACAAAAGUAGGCUAAGUGAAAUCUCUGCAACUCUCUGUUUGCAGCCUUGACUCGACUCUGGAAUCGAAUCCAAUAGAAGAGUAGCGAUUAUCAGCUCUGCCCAAUCUAGCAAUCAGAGUACGGACAAUACCGUAUUGGAUAGUGCCGAAACGAUCGAGUGCGGAAUAGAGGACCAUGCCAUUGCCACAACAACAGCCGCUCAAGGGCGUCAUUGCCUGUCUGACGGGCGUCCAAAACAAGGAUCAGUAUCAUGAAUGGAUCGAAUCGUUGGGAGGGAAAUUCACACGAGAUUUUCACAGUGCCAACAAUACGCAUUUGAUCUGCGAGAAUCCCAAGGGAGCCAAGUACGAGGCUGCCAUUCAAGUGCCGAGCAUCCAAGUGGUCCGGCCAAGGUGGUUGGAAGAGUGUUAUCGACAAACGAAGCGAGUGGAUGAAACAGAGUAUCUGUAUCCUACCAAUGACAAGCGCACAAGUAGUAGUAACCACAAGGACAGCAGCAAGAAACGGCGUAGUAGUGACAAGGUGGUGUCAUUGGCGUCACUGCUCGACCAAGCACUACUACUUGGUGGUACAGGUGGUGGCGACCAGCAACCCACUCCUCUCUUUUCCACUUUCCAGUUUUAUUUGAUUGGAUUUGACCAAGAUGCGACAGCCAACAAAGAACAAGCGCAGCUCUGUCGCUUGAUUCGAAGAGGAAUGGGGACUGUCUUUUGGGAGUUUCACCCGAACAUUACUCAUGUCAUUGUUUAUGAUCAUUGCCAUGACGCUGUGAGAGAGUCCAUCAGCAAAGCCAAAGCGGAAAUUUUUGAGAACCAAGUGGCUGUUGUGUCUCCUUGGUGGGCAGUGAAAUGCUGGCAACACAGCAAAAUACAAAACCCAAUGCAAUAUCCACCACAGCUGGAAAAACGCGACAAUAAGCGACAAAAGAAACAUCGACAAUCCUCCUCCAAAGACAACACCACUGCGGCUAAUACCAGCAAACUCUUUCGUGGCGCAGUCUUUGCAUUACUACAAGUCUCCAAUCCACCCGUUUGGACGGUGGACUACGAUACAACCGAAUUGGAAAAACUCAUUCGAUUGCACGGUGGACAACUCUUGUCCCUGAAAUUAGUCGAGACACUCAAAGUAGAUCAUGCUCAACAAGUGGAGCAAGCUCGUCGUAUGAAAACAACCAAAACCAAACGGCCCUGUUACGUGCUGAGCUGGGGAUCCAGUGCCUUGUUGCAGAAACAACAAAUGACACUGCAUCCUCUCUUGACGCAAAUUCAGAGGAAGGAACUCUGCACCAUGGUCAUGGUGACACCCAAUUGGCUCCAAACUUGUGUCGCAGAGCAAACUUUGGUCCAGCCAGAGGUAAUGCCACAACUAUUUCAACCGCAAGCAUGGCCUUGGAGAAAGCUUCUAUCCAACAAUAAUACAUGCAUUGGGGAGGACAAAGAGAAGAAAAGUACCAUCUGCAUUACAGUGACUGGUUUUCAAGGCCACGAGCGUACCGCCAUCAAGUAUGCCGUCCGAGCCAUGGGAGCCUCCUUUGACGAUGCCCUGAAACAAAAGAGUACGACACACCUGAUUUGUGCAGCAGACGCAACACAGCCAAAGCAACAGUCCAACAAUCCCAAACUCGUCAGGGCCCACGAGUGGGGUAUUCACGUCGUGUCAAUGGACUGGCUCUAUCAUGCUCUGCAGCAUGGAAAAGACAAUGCUGACAACAACAAAAGGUAGAGAGGAUGAUGAUACUACAAAAUGAAGUGUAGGGGGCGGAAACAUCGUAGGGGAUUACUCCAGUUGUCCUGUAACUUAAGUUUAUGUACAAGUUUGCCUACAGAACGUGCCAGUCUCAGGAUAUGCAUUCCGAUUCUUUCCACACUGCAUGAAUUGAAUCAAGACCAAAUUUAUAAUGUACCACAAUUGAUUUGCAUCUCCUCA
Seminavis robusta is the source of this 1961-nucleotide messenger RNA. The record is from the annotation of a GenBank genome assembly. Lineage: Eukaryota; Bacillariophyta; Bacillariophyceae; Naviculales; Naviculaceae.